AUGGGUCUGAACGGGAAAUCUGCCGUGACGAAGGAGCAGAAUGAUCGUCACAAGAAGAUUUUGGACGGUCUAUUGAAGCUUCAAGAAAACAGGGAGUGUGCUGACUGUCAUUGCAAAGCGCCGCGGUGGGCGAGUGUGAACCUGGGCAUAUUCAUGUGCAUCCAGUGCUCCGGCAUCCACCGCAGCCUCGGAGUCCACAUUUCCAAGGUCCGUUCGGCCACUCUCGACACAUGGUUGCCGGACCAAGUGGCAUUCAUGCAAGCCAUGGGCAAUGCCAAGGCGAACGCGUACUGGGAGGCCCGUCUGCCGCCCUCCUUCCGCCGCCCCUCUGAAAACGACAAGAUUGGCCUAGAGAGCUUCAUUCGUGCCAAGUAUGAGCAGAGGCGGGAGGGAGGGACAGAUGCAAGGGGGGCAGGGGCAACAGCAGCCGCAGCAGCAGCAGCUGUCGCCAUCAUCACCACAGCCAUCAUCACCAUCACCACCACCAUCACCAUAGGGCAGACCGAGCUGACUCUGCAGCAGCAUCAUGAUUUCCUUUGGAACAUCUGCCGUCACUCAUUCCCCCUUCUUCCCCUCACCUCCCCCUUUUACUCCCUUUACCUUCGGCUGCCCCCUCUCCACCGUCCCCCAUCCCCCCCCUAUCUACUCCUCUAUCCGCAGGGUCGCACCCAUGGUGGUGUUCAGUCAUCAGCCAAGCCUGUUCCUACUACUGCCACUGCUGCUUCUACGGCUCCUUCUCCUGCUGCUAGCGCACCUUCUGCAGCACCCACUAGAGCCUCCGCCUCUGCCACCCCCUCCCCUGCGCCGUCUCCAGCUCCUUCCCCCGCUCAGCCUGCUGCCCCGCGCGAACCAGCUGACCUGUUUGACCUCCUCUCUCUCAACGACCCCGCUCCUGCUGCUGCUCCUGCUGCCGCUCCUGCUGCCGCUCCUGCCCUCGCCAGCACCACCACGAUCACAACCGAGUGGACUGCCUUUUCAGACACAACCCCUUCCACCAUGGCAUCCCAUGCCAUGCAACCAGCAGCAGCAGGCACUGCCAAUUCAUGGUCCUUCACCGCUCCCACCGCUGCAGCUGCUGCUACGACCGCUGCCCCUGUUGCACCAGCGACCACCACCAUGCCUGCCAUGUCUACAGCCACCAGCGGCAGUGCCAAAUCAGACAUCCUCAGCCUGUUUGAGACACCCAUGGCAAACCCCUACGCUCAGCAUCAGCAGCAACAGCAGCAGCAGCAGCAGAUGAUGAUGAUGAUGCGGCAGCAGCAGCAGCAGUAUAUGGCAGCAGUGGGAGGGGGUUGGAACCAAGCUGCUGCUGCUGGCAGUGGCGGCAUGUGGCAUGGGGGAGGUGGAGGGUUGCAGAUGCAGCAGCAGACACAGUACAACAUGCAGAUGCAUGCAGGGGCACAUGCAAUGUCCCAAACCCAGUACAAUGGCACAUACAUGCAUUCCCCAUCUUACUUCAGCCCUGCUGCUGCUUCUGGUACUGGAGCUUACAGUGGUUAUUCUGGUGGUUACCCCACACAGCCUAUGACGCCGCCACACAUGCCACAUGUCACCCCAGGAUUCGCCAGUGGAGCGCCGGGAGUGUUAGCGGCAGGGCCAGUGUCCCCUGUGGCUGCUGCUGCUCCUGCUUAUGACUUUUCGUACCUCACUGCUGCGGCUGCUCAUGGCGUGUAG
Molecule: messenger RNA, 1674 nt
Organism: Closterium sp. Yama58-4
Lineage: Eukaryota; Viridiplantae; Streptophyta; Zygnematophyceae; Desmidiales; Closteriaceae
Source: the annotation of a GenBank genome assembly